Messenger RNA from Scleropages formosus (Asian bonytongue), 1787 nucleotides. RefSeq names its product MSS51 mitochondrial translational activator (gene mss51). The coding region runs from base 150 to 1439 and encodes 429 amino acids. NCBI's taxonomy places the organism in Eukaryota, Metazoa, Chordata, Actinopteri, Osteoglossiformes, Osteoglossidae. The transcript has 7 exons. The record is from RefSeq and is a predicted model, not a curated record.
UGUCUGGAUGUAUUAGAGAACCAUCCUGGGGGUAACUGUCAAUCACUAACCCCAGUCCCAGUCUGCCACAGGGAGAAAGCCAGAAACACCGAGAGCUCAGACAUCUCAUCUGGAACAUUCCUGUCAAGAAAAUAUCAAAGCUGCUCAGAAUGGCAGCCCCAAACCCAGCACUCCCAGAAUCCUUCACCCCUGGGCCAGAUGGUGUUUACAUGGACCGGCUGGGCUUCUACUCGCUGGAUUCCAAUGUCCCCGGUCUGUCCAAAGUCAUCCUUGACAAACUUAAAAUGAAAGACUACUCCGACUACAGAGAUGCUCUGGAAGGGAAGAGGAAGGGCCUUGCCUUCCACUCCUACAAGGAGAUGUUCCGGAACAUGGAGGAGACCUUCAUGUUCUGUGUGAGCUGCAGAAAGCUCCCAUGUCAUCUCUCAGAAGGGCAGACACUCAAACGCUGUGCAAAGUGCCUCAAUGUAUAUUACUGCGGUAAGGAGUGCCAGAAGGAAGACUGGCCAAAGCACAAGAAGUUCUGUAAGCAGCUCCGCCUUGUAGCCAUUGACAGGCUGGUCGAGUGGUUGCUGUUCACAGGAGACCUUCCUUUUCCCACGGAGCAGUGGUCACGGCCUGCGGCCGACGUGAAGAGCUGGGAGGACUGGCUCUCCAUGCAGGGUGACCUGGAUCCCCGUCUCGAUACCAUCUUGUCUGGGUCCCACAUGAAGGAUUUGUGGACCGACGCUUGUCGGCCUCGGCCAGAGGACGGCGACUUACGGGAGUCGGUAUGGCGGGUGACGACCGAGUUCUUGUCCAGGCCCCUCACGCUGGGCCUGGGUCUGCGCUUGUUUGGUCUCGACCCGUAUUCCCGGCCCCUCACCAUUCACCUUGCAGGAGCUUCCCACAAUGAGACCAUGGGGGCACGUCUCACUGACCUGGAUGAACUGAGCCGCAUGUUCCCUGGCCACCAGGGCCUGGAGGUGGUUAUGGUGGGACCAGAGGUGGUAGAUGGACCCAUUAUGAGACCCCCUCUUACGGCCUUUGGACCCCGAGGGAAAGUCUACAUCAGCGCCUACAAGGGCCUUUACCAUCAAUUCUGGGAGGAUCUGGUGGAGAAGCAGGAAGCAGCCAAGCCUGAUUUAGUGGUGGGAUUCCAUCCAGGGUUUCAUGCCACCCAAGGUCUUGGGGAGGGCUGGCUCCCCACCCUGCUGCUCCUCCGCGACUACAACAUCCCCUCAGUCUUCACCAUGUUCAAUGAGCAGGAGCUGAACUACUCGCUCCAGAUCUUGACCGAGCUGGAGGUCCACAUCAGAGGAAGCGGAGCGAACCCCUUUGCCUCCCUGAAGCCGGAGCAGGUCCAGUCCUGUCCCAACAAGAGCCCGGUGCGCUGCAACGCCCACUUCCUCUACUUCCAGGGGCUGCUGGAGCGAGAAGAACACGAAAGAUGUGGCUGAAGCGACAGGUGUGCUCUUCGAUGCAGGAAAAACAACCAGCCACCAGCUGAUGAAAUGAAUCCACUUCUGCUCGUAGACGGCCCUGCUCUUGUUUCCCACUGUUUCUAAUGUCCACAUCUUCGCAGCAAUAAACAUUUCUUUCCAUUAUGUCCUGGAGAAAUACAGAUUUUUCACUCUCAAAGUAGCAAGAAUAUACAGUACUCGGAAUCAUGCAUAACAGGAAGGUUCUUGUUUUUCCAAACUGUGUUUUUCUGCAUUAAUAUGUUCUGGUCCAGGUCCAUUUUCACUGCACUGUUUCCCUUAACUUUGAGUUGAUGAGAACUGCCUUUCUGGAAGGUGAAGCAGCAG